Molecule: messenger RNA, 2045 nt
Organism: Cryptomeria japonica (Japanese cedar)
Lineage: Eukaryota; Viridiplantae; Streptophyta; Pinopsida; Cupressales; Cupressaceae
Product: cytochrome P450 724B1
Exons: 9
Coding region: 510-2012 (500 amino acids)
Biological process (GO): sterol metabolic process
Molecular function (GO): monooxygenase activity; oxidoreductase activity, acting on paired donors, with incorporation or reduction of molecular oxygen; iron ion binding
Source: RefSeq, a predicted model, not a curated record
UGGAAUGACCAAAUAACAAGGAUGAGCUCAUCAAGAUCAGACUCCUACAUGCUUCAAAAAAUUUGGUGAUUCCAACUUAGAAAAAAGAGAAGUCCUCUUGAUCAAUUAGGGGAAAAUAAAAUUUCAACACCACCUCUUUGUCCUGGCCUAUAGAAAAAGGUAGCUUCUUUAGCCUUGAUUCAGUCUGUUCUAAGUCUUUCACAUCAUCUGGAGCUUGAAAUUGUAGGGCUUACAAAUUGCAAAUUUUAGACCUAAUCUGCGUUGAAUAUCAAUUAGCCGUGACAUCUCAUAUUUCAAACUUAUGCUGACUUUUAGCUAUCGUCCUUUUUCCUUCUCUUUGAAUAUUGGCUUAGCUGACAGCAAUUCAAUCCAUAAAAAUUAUUGUCUAUAUCAUCUUAUAAUCAAAGUCCCUCUCUUGCACUGGACUUGCCUUUGUCUACUUGGAAGCCUACCAAAGCCAUCGUCUAGACUCUAUAUAACAUCACAAGCUGCAAAACUCUCUCUUCAAUAUGCUAUUGCAUUUGCUUUCCACCAUUAUAAUUAUGCACCCAAUUCAUAUCCCUUUUGAGUUUCAGCAUAUAAUCAUGGUAUUGGUGGGAGAGUUUUGGUGGGUAGUAUUAGUAUUUCCAUGUUUGGUAGGAUUGGGAGGGAUUGUGUUGUUCCACUAUCUUCCUUUCUUUAGGAGCAUGAGAAGAGUGCCUAAAGGAUGCAUGGGAUGGCCAUUAGUGGGAGAGACAUUAGCUUUCCUAAAACCACACAACUCAAACAGAAAAGGAAGUUUUCUGGAUGAUCAUUGCAGCAGGUAUGGGAAAGUUUUCAAGUCUCAUCUCUUUGGAUCACCAGCCAUCGUAUCAUGUGACCCUGAGCUUAAUGCUUAUGUACUGCAGAAUGAGAAUAAGCUGUUUGAAUGCAGUUAUCCAAAGGCCAUUCAUGGCAUUCUGGGAAAGGAUUCCUUGUUGGUUAUAGUUGGAGAUGUGCACAAAAGGCUGAGAACUCAAGCCUUGAAUCUGAUCAACACUGCUAAAUCAAGACAUGAUUUUCUACUGGAAAUAGAGAGAAAUGCACUUCAUGUCAUGGAUUCAUGGAAGGAUAAGCAGCAAGUCAUAUUUUGUAAAGAAGCUAGAAAGUUCACAUUCAAUGUUAUAGUGAAGCAAAUGCUUAGCUUGACACCUGACAACCCAUUGACAGCUAGAAUCUUGGAUGAUUAUCUUACUUUCAUGAAGGGGCUUGUAUCAUUGCCAUUGUACAUCCCUGGCACACCUUAUGCAAGGGCAGUGCAGGCCAGGCAGAGAAUUCUUUCUGCAGUAGACAUGAUAGUAAAAGACAGGUCAAAGCAAGGAACAGGGUACAAGCCAUUGGGAGACUUUCUUGACAUACUUCUAGACAGUAAUAGCUUGAGAGACCAAGAAAAAUUAAGCCUUGUUUUGGAUCUUCUGCUUGGUGGGUAUGAAACCACCUACAUACUACUGGCAAUGAUCAUUUACCUGCUUGGUGAUUCCCAAGUAGCCUUACAAGAACUAAAGACUGAGCAUGAAAUGAUUGCAAGCACAAAGCAAAAGGAUAAGCACUUGACUUGGGACCAUUACAAGCAAAUGACAUUCACACAACAAGUGAUCAACGAGGCAUUACGCUAUGGCAAUAUAGUCAAAUUUGUCCACAGAAAAGCUUUGAAAGACAUCACAUAUAAAGAUAUUCAAAUUCCAAAAGGUUGGAAGGUACUUCCAGUGUUUACGGGAGUACAUCUAGAUGAAUCUUUCUUUACAGAUCCUUUACAAUUUAAUCCUUGGAGAUGGCAGACAUCUAAUUCCGCAACAAAACAAUUUACGCCUUUUGGUGGAGGACCAAGACUUUGUCCGGGAUCAGAACUUGCAAAAGUAGAGAUUGCCUUCUUCAUCCAUCAUUUCGUUCUAAAUUACAGAUGGAAAUUGAGUGAUCGAGAUCAUGCUCUUGCACAUCCAUACGUGGAGUUUGAAAAAGGAUUGCCGAUUAUAAUUGAAUCAAUAAAAAUAUAAUAAUGUAAAUUAAAAUUAUAUGUAUACUAGUAA